UCACAUUGGAUCUCGCCACAUGGCGCGGCGCCACCUCAGCUACGGUGGCUCUGCUCCUCACGCUGGCGGCCAGGACAACUCGAGCUUUUUCACGCUGCUCGGACUGGCAGGUGUCAUCGGUGGCGUGGCGUACGUGUACUACGAUCCGGAUGUUCUACCGGCAAGUGUCAAGAAAUGGCUGCCGAUCCAAGAGCCUGAGGGACGCGGCAUGAGUCUUGAGGAGUACGAGCAGUGGCGUGCUAAGCAGGCGGGAUUUCCAGCGGUCGUCACGCAGAAGAAUGAGGAUGAGGCCAAGUCCACGCACUCGAAAGACGAGGAGGAUGUCGAGCCGCCCAGCAUGAAUGAUGGCAUUCCCAUUCCACAUGGAGAUGUGUCCCCCGUGGAGAUGAAGGCGUCACUGGAGAAGCUUCUAGCUGAAGCACGAGAGAACGAGGCCGCGUUCAUCGCUGACAUCAAGUCUAACAGGGUCCCGGUAUCUGAGGAAGAUCGCCAGAUGCUGCAAGCGUUCAAGGACGAGAAAGCACGAUUAAAGAAACAGCUCAAGUUCCUCAAGUCCAGCAAGUAA
Messenger RNA from Phytophthora infestans T30-4, 565 nucleotides. RefSeq lists its product as uncharacterized. The record is from RefSeq and is a predicted model, not a curated record. Bases 20 to 565 code for a protein of 181 amino acids. The transcript is spliced from 5 exons. NCBI's taxonomy places the organism in Eukaryota, Oomycota, Peronosporomycetes, Peronosporales, Peronosporaceae.